This is a messenger RNA of Adineta steineri, 1086 nucleotides long. NCBI's taxonomy places the organism in Eukaryota, Metazoa, Rotifera, Eurotatoria, Adinetida, Adinetidae. The record is from the annotation of a GenBank genome assembly.
AUGAAUGACCCUAUAAAAGACUAUGAUUCAAUCUAUCUUUGCAUGAAUACACUUCAAAAUAUUUUCUUGUUGGUUUCAGUGAAUAAUGACAACACAAAGGACGGAGAUGAAACAGAUGUCGAUUGUGGCGGGUCAUCCGGCAAGAAAUGUGCUGUUGGCAAAGCAUGUAAAGUUAACACAGACUGCGAUAAUGUAUUGUGUACUGGUGGUGGUGUCUGUCAAAGCCCUUCGUGUUCCGAUGGUCUGAAGAAUGGUGGAGAAACAGACGUAGACUGUGGUGGUAGUGGAUCAUGUCCUCGAUGCGAUAACUGGAAAACAUGUUCCUCUGCUACCGAUUGUGUUAGUCAAGUAUGUAGUGGUAACCAAUGUCAGGCUCCAAUGAAUCAUGACAACGUGAUGAACGGAGAUGAAACAGAUGUCGAUUGUGGUGGAAAAAACGCCAAACCAUGUACUCUUGGCAAAAAAUGUAAAGUUACUGCAGACUGUGACAAUGUAUUGUGUACUGGUGGUUUCUGUUCAAUAUUGGGUAUGAAUUUGGUGGUCAACGGCGAUGCUGAGACUGGUGAUUGCUCAAAAACUUAUCCAUAUGACAAGCAUCCAACUGGUUGGAAAUAUACCGGAUCACCUAUACAAGUAGCAUAUACAGCUGGAUGGGAUCUUAGUGCUACCACUCCAGGACCUAGCGAUCGAGGUCAGUGUUACUUUGCUGGUCUAGCAGGUUCUAACAAUAUGUCGCAAACAAUUAAUAUUAAUGGUGCAACCACACUUUCACUCAUCGACUCUGGAAAAGUGUCGGCCAAUUUAUCAGCGUGGCUCGGUGGCUAUGCGCACCAAGAUGAUAAUGCUAAAGUUACAUUAAAUUUCAACAACCAAGGUGGAACGAAAAUAGGUAACGCCAUAACCAUAGGUCCUGUGCUCAGUGGCGACCGUAAGAAUAUUACAGAGUUACUCUUCGAACAAAGUACUGGAAUGGUACCUACUGGAACACGUUCGAUGGAUGUGCUGGUCGAAUUUACUCUUCUCAGUGGUACUGACAGCGAUGGCUUAGUCGAUAACAUAGCCGUUGUAUUAAGUGCUAGCAACUAG